AUGGCAGGCAACCUGAAGAAAGGCGGGGGACUCAUCGGAAUGAUGAAGGAUGCCUUCCAGCCACACCACCACCACCUCCAUUCGCACCACCAGCCCGGGGCCGUGGACAAAAAGACCGUGGAGAAGUGCUGGAAACUGAUGGAUAAGGUGGUGCGCCUGUGCCAAAACCCCAAAUUGGCGCUGAAGAACAGCCCCCCUUACAUCCUGGACCUGUUGCCAGACACGUACCAGCACCUGCGCACCAUUUUGUCACGCUACGAAGGCAAAAUGGAAACUCUGGGCGAGAACGAGUACUUCCGAGUCUUCAUGGAGAACCUGACUAAGAAGACCAAGCAGACCAUCAGUUUGUUCAAGGAGGGCAAGGAGCGCAUGUAUGAGGAGAACUCGCAACCCAGGAGGAACCUCACCAAGCUAUCUUUGAUCUUCAGCCACAUGCUGGCCGAGCUGAAGGCCAUCUUUCCAAACGGUCUGUUUCAGGGCGACAAUUUCCGCAUCACCAAGGCUGAUGCUGCCGAGUUCUGGAGGCGUGCCUUCGGGGACAAGACCAUCGUGCCUUGGAAGGUGUUCCGCCAGUCUCUUCACGAGUUCCACCCAAUCAGCUCAGGCCUGGAGGCCAUGGCCCUCAAGUCCACCAUCGACCUCACCUGCAAUGACUACAUUUCCGUUUUUGAGUUUGACAUUUUCACCAGGCUUUUCCAGCCUUGGUCAUCCCUUUUACGGAAUUGGAACAGCUUGGCGGUCACACACCCAGGUUAUAUGGCCUUCCUCACUUACGACGAGGUCAAAGCACGACUGCAAAAGUUCAUUCACAAACCUGGCAGUUACAUCUUCCGACUGAGCUGCACCCGGCUGGGCCAGUGGGCCAUCGGCUACGUGACGGCAGAUGGAAACAUUCUCCAGACCAUUCCUCAUAAUAAACCGCUCUUCCAGGCCCUCAUAGAUGGCUUCAGGGAAGGAUUCUAUUUAUUCCCUGAUGGCCGGCCUCAAAAUCCAGACUUGACCGGACUGUGUGAGCCUUCGCCUCAAGAUCACAUUAAAGUCACACAGGAGCAAUAUGAACUCUACUGUGAGAUGGGCUCCACCUUCCAGCUGUGCAAAAUUUGCGCAGAGAACGACAAGGACGUGAAGAUCGAGCCCUGCGGUCAUCUCAUGUGCACCUCCUGUCUCACAGCGUGGCAGGAGUCCGAGGGUCAAGGCACGGGCUGCCCGUUCUGUCGCUGCGAGAUUAAAGGUACCGAGCAUAUCGUCGUGGAUCCAUUUGACCCCAAGGACAACGGCGGGAACUCCUGCAGGGGCCUGUUUGGCGCCGAAGGCGCUCCGUCGCCCAGUUAUGACGACGAUGACGACGACAGACUUGAAGACCCCCACCUAAUGAUGAGCAAACUUGCUUGUACCAAGGUGGAACGUCCCGCCUCACCUGUGUCCAUGACUCCUCAGUCAUCCCUUCCACCCGUGCCACCCAGACUAGACCUGCUUCCACAUAGACCCCCUAACCCACCUGGGGCCUCCAGUCCUGGACUCACUACUAAGGCAGGGUCUCAUCACAAAGACAAGCCCCUUCCUCUCCCCCCAGCACUGAGGGAUCUCCCACCUCCACCUCCUCCCGACCGCCCCCACGCGUCCACCCCGUGCUUGGAGGGGCGCUUGCAGAGACGGCCCCUACCCUGCACGCCUGGUGAGGCUCCCCGAGAUAAAUUGCCUCCGGCACCCCCAAACCGGCCGGCCGCCGACUGGAACUCCCGGCCUGUUCCCAAAGCCCCGACAUCCUCGUCUUCCUCGUCUGGUCAAGUCUCUGUUGUGGGUGUGGACAUGCGUGCAGGUGUCAGGGAGCUCUCCAACCGCCACUCCCUCCCUUUGGCGCUGCCCUCUGCUCUUUGCACAGACCCGCAGAAGAACAAUAACUCCCUCAGUUUGGAUCACCAGCUGAACUUUGUCUCAGUGGUCGGACAAGAUUUUGACAACCCCAAAGUCAAACCAUCAUCCUCUGCCAGUGCCAUCUACUCACUGGCAAGCAGACCGUCUUCAGCCGCGAGGUCGGCAACAGGCGAGGAGGCCCGUGACAGUGAGGAGGAGUCAGAGUACAUGAUCCCCUCCUCAAGGCCCGUGCUGCCCCCCAUCGCGGCGCCACCUAUGGUAGAGAGCGCCCCGGUUUCGAGGCCCCCGCAGCCUCAGUCGGUCUUUGCCAUUCAGACGCAGACUCAAGCCAUUGCCUUCAAUCCGCGGCCGAUAGUAGCCGAACUGGAGGAUGGCCCUCCCAUGUAUGAGGCCAUGUACAACAUCCAGGCCAGGCCACAGCAAGCCCAGGAUUCAGAUUAUUCCGAGCUCCCUCCUCUGCCCGUGACCAACGGCCCCAGGGAGCACACAGCCGAAGAGAGGGAGGAGGAGGAGGAGGACAACGGCUACGAUUUUCCCAAACCGCAAUUGCCGAUGCCCCCCACCCGACGAACCUUUUCCGAACUGGGAGGGUCCUCCUCAUCAACUUCAUCCUCCUCAUCGAGCUCAUCCUCCGUAGCCGCCUGCAUCUCAGAGCCUGUGGAAGCCCCAGAGAGACCUCCCAAGCCCCUCCCAAGGCGCAUCAACUCUGAGCGCCGACCCAGCCCCGUCCCUCCGGUCCCCGGCCCUCCCGGUUGCGGGGCGACGGGAGGUGACGUCAAUCCUCACAUUAGCAGCGAGAUCGAACAUCUCAUGAGUCAGGGAUAUUCGCACCAGGACAUCCAGAAAGCACUGAUGAUUGCACAGAACAAUAUUGAGAUGGCCAAGAACAUCUUGCGAGAGUUUGUCUCCAUUCCCUCCACGGCGCACAUUCUCACAUAGCACACUCGGCUAUUUCACCCUGGCUCGGCUUGAUCUUUUUAUUUUUAAAGGUCGGCGUGGCUCGUUGCCUGGAGCGUAACCCUCUCUGGUGCUUGUCAACCCAACCGGCCCGUUGUGGAAUUUUUAAUUGGCUGGCGCUCGCAGCAUCUCUUUCAGCAGCCUUCUAAAACUGCGACAAGAGCAUCUCGCCAGGCCCGACUCGGCGUCCACCAUGUUGAAAAAAACAGGACGCCUUUCGGAAGCCUGGCUGAAAAUGUAACCAAGACCUCAUGAAUAAAAUGUAUGUCUAUAUGAAAGUUUAAUAUAUGGUUAAAUGUAUAUUAAAUGUGUGUAAUAUAUACAAGUCAGUAUGUGAAAAGAUGUCCGCUUCGAGGGUCACUUUUGGUACAAGCGCCAAGCAUGUGCCUGUUGUCAAAACGGCGAUGCGAGGGUUGACUUGAAGAUUCUCGGAUUGGCACCACUGCGUUUGCGUGUUUGUACGUGUGUUGGAAAUGUAAGCCCACAAUUUUUCAAACCCUGGCCCAAUUGAGUUUGUAAUUUGAAAAUGACAGAAGGAAGUUGCAAAUUGUUCUUUAAAACCAUUUUUAAAAAUGACCUAUAAUGAAUUUGAAAGUCAAAUAUAGCGCAAGCAGUGAUUCUCUUGCAUACCACUAGAGAGAGCCUAAGAUUCUGGUAAUCCAUCGUGCAAAAAUGUUUUAAAUGGUGCAAAUUACCUUCCUUAGCAGGUAUGACUAAAUUUAAAAUGUAAAAGUAAAAUUGUUCUGUUGUACAUCUAAACAUCUGCCACUUUCUUGUGUCAUUUCAAUCUUAAACAUAGUCACCAAAUGCAAAUAUGCUUCAACUCAAAAUUCUCAAAACGCGGCUUUGGUACUCAAUUUUUCUUUCAUGUUCUUGUUACCAACUUAUGUUUUAUUUGAGGUCAGCACCCUGGCGUCUGUGUGUGAGUGCUAGCAUGUGUGCUUGAAGUGAAUGUUGAUAUUGUAAUGUUAACCAUCACGCAGUACCAGAUGGGCUCAUGUUGUGUGAUUUGAGGUGACUGAUUUUAUUUCAUUUCAUCUUUGACAUCCUCGUCAGACUGGUUCAGGUUUCGGUUUCCAGCUCAGUGCGGUGUUUUAAUUACAAACAAAUUUUUGUCAUCGACUUCAUUUUGGUAAUAUAUUCUUGUAAUAUCCUAAAUAUUGUUGUAAUUAAUUCAGAAGUGCUGCACUGCUGCUACUAUUAUGAUAGUGUUAAACAAUUAAGCCUUAAGUGUACGUUUGUGAAUAUUGUUUAACUUGGUCAUCUGCCUUUAAAGUGACAGUAUCGCCGUUUUCCUGCAGUCGCUAAUGUAGCAUACUUGAACGUACAAGCAGCUUGAGAGCUGUCAACUCUGCAGUGUUUUUACUUUUUGGGGGGAGGGGGUGGGGAGGUAGCUUUCUUUCAGAUCGUCAUAGCAACAGUAAGCAAAAUGCAAAGCGGAAUUGGGCUUUAGGGUCCAAAGUCAUAGAAAGGGAAUAGCUGAUGAUGUAAUAGGUUGGCCCACGGCUUUGAUGGACGUCAGCAGCGGGCCAACUAGGCCAAUUCGCCAAAAAUAACUCAGGAAUAACUUUUUAGACCCGCUGAGUCGGAAUCAAUGAAGUCACACUUGUAGCCUUUUUUUUUUUUUCCCCCCUCCUCGCGUUUAUUUCAGUCAUUCUAACUUGCACAAUAUUUUCCAAGGUCAGCUUCCAGGUACUUGGAAUAAACACACACGAGCUUUGUGGUACAUUGAUGUAACACUCCUGUUGUAUAUGAAGAAUGUGUGUCUGAUGCUUUUCCAAUAGCGAAUAAGCUUAUUCUGGUUUAAGCUACACGGUCAAUCCUCAUUUCUGCUUUUAUGUUCCUAGUUGCCUUGACAAACUUCUUGAAUGGCAAGUAAUGGAGUCUUCAUUACUGUUCCGUAUUUCCAGGGCAGCGUGUUAAUUGUGUAUUCAUGUACUCGCACAGUAUACCAAAUUGUGCUUUGAUACUGUCACUCUAAAGGCGCUUGCAGUCAUACAAGAAUGCUGUCGGCUCUCAUUUUACAUUCCUGUAUUCUGUCCCCCCCCCACCCCAACACAAUGUUUUGUUUACUUCUGUGAAUAAUUCUCAAAAGCAGUGCCAUUUGUGUUGAGAUCACGAUUGACUGAGGCCUUUUGUUGUGUGCGCAUGCGAUUGUGGGUGUGUGAGCUUCAUCCAGGAGCACUUGCUGUUUACUUUUCUUCUUAGUCCCCAAAAAGACUAAGCACAUCCCGAAUGGCUGUUUUCUCUGCACCUGCAAGGAAACAAAGUCAUGCUUUAUCGGAUGGGGCCACCACAAGGAAGCUGUGGUUUCACGUAACCUCGUCAACAACAGCCGUUUUGAGAAAAGAAAAAAAAAAGGCAUUCGUUAAAAUUUAUCCUUGUUUUCAAAGAUCAUAUCACUUUGGAAGACUGCACAGUGCUGUUAAUAAAAUUGUAAGCAGGAGAAA
Syngnathus acus (greater pipefish) is the source of this 5282-nucleotide messenger RNA. It is a transcript of the gene cbl, whose product is annotated as Cbl proto-oncogene, E3 ubiquitin protein ligase. Gene Ontology annotation, cellular component: membrane raft; plasma membrane. Gene Ontology annotation, molecular function: SH3 domain binding; calcium ion binding; ubiquitin protein ligase activity. The record is from RefSeq and is a predicted model, not a curated record. Lineage: Eukaryota; Metazoa; Chordata; Actinopteri; Syngnathiformes; Syngnathidae. The coding region runs from base 1 to 2814 and encodes 937 amino acids. Gene Ontology annotation, biological process: negative regulation of epidermal growth factor-activated receptor activity; cell surface receptor signaling pathway. The transcript has 16 exons.